Messenger RNA from Aureobasidium pullulans EXF-150, 1048 nucleotides. RefSeq lists its product as uncharacterized. The coding region runs from base 111 to 863 and encodes 250 amino acids. The record is from RefSeq and is a predicted model, not a curated record. Gene Ontology annotation, biological process: DNA repair; regulation of DNA-templated transcription. NCBI's taxonomy places the organism in Eukaryota, Fungi, Ascomycota, Dothideomycetes, Dothideales, Saccotheciaceae. Gene Ontology annotation, molecular function: DNA-binding transcription factor activity; zinc ion binding; sequence-specific DNA binding. The transcript is spliced from 2 exons.
CGAGCGUAAGACGGCAUCAAGGUCUUCUUCUUGCCCAACGACAUGAAUUCGCCAGAUCCGCAUAAUUCUUCUGCGGCGAAAAGUGUUCCUCGGUGGAAGAAAACAGCAUCAUGGAAAUGCCCAGAGCUGCACCGCAACCCUUAUCAAGGCCGUCUGGACGUCACUUUACCGAAACCUCAAGAUGGACUGCAUGCGUGCGAAGAGACGCUGCGGCUUCCGAAGCUUUCGUCUACGCUGUCAAGACCACAGGAAUAUACUGUCGACCGAAUUGUCCCUCAAGACUUGCCAGACGCGCAAAUGUUGAAUUCUACAACAAUGCAUCCGAUGCUGGAGAGGCCGGUUUCCGAGCAUGCAAGAGGUGCAAGCCAGAGAACAAAACCCAUGACCCGGAAGCAAGGGUUCGGAGAAAGGUUGACCAAGCCGUUGUUUCCUUGAAGAUGGCGGCAGAAAAGGGAAAAAGGGUCGGUUUGAACGAGUUGUCCAACACGAUUGGAAUCAGUAAGUGGCAUCUUCGAAGGGAGUUCUUGAGAAUCACUGGAUUGUCGCCGGACCAGAUGGCUAGCAUACUCUUUGACCCGGUGUCUGCGCAGAGAGAUACGUGGUUGCGCCAGUUGGAUGAGACUCUUGGGCUUCCCGAUCGAGUCGCGGACCAUGUUUGCAAUCCAAAUGCGGAGAAUACAAGAUAUGGAUCAUCAGGAACAUCCAGUGAGAUUCCGUCUCUCAUCUCAGAUCACGAAGCUGUGGCUUUUGACGACCCGCUAUGGCUAGUGAAAAGCGAGUACUGGUCUACGAGCUCCGAAGAAGCAACCUCUCAUCUCCUACAUGAUCUUUUCCCGGAACUCUUUGCAUCGUCGCGUCACUAGAUCCCUCAAGUCUCUGGAGAUGUCCUUGUAUUUCUUCCAAGAUCUUCCAUACAAGACUCAGACUUCAGUUCAAGCCGAGCAGUGGCCCAUCAGGAACAUAAUUCAUGUCUCUUCGAUGUCGACUUUCCUGCUUGCGUGCUGGAAUUUGACACUUCCAGCCUUCCCCCACGACCACAGCUGUAGUU